Messenger RNA from Echinops telfairi (small Madagascar hedgehog), 5440 nucleotides. RefSeq names its product TIAM Rac1 associated GEF 2 (gene TIAM2). The record is from RefSeq and is a predicted model, not a curated record. Lineage: Eukaryota; Metazoa; Chordata; Mammalia; Afrosoricida; Tenrecidae. Gene Ontology annotation, biological process: small GTPase-mediated signal transduction; activation of GTPase activity; positive regulation of axonogenesis. Bases 112 to 5184 code for a protein of 1690 amino acids. Gene Ontology annotation, molecular function: guanyl-nucleotide exchange factor activity; protein binding. The transcript has 25 exons. Gene Ontology annotation, cellular component: synapse; membrane.
UUCAUGGACCCCGUUCCUACGUGGGUUCUGGGGGUGCUGCCUCACCUUGCAGACCAUGUGAAGGCUGCUGACCACUGACCUCCCUCAGAGCAGACCGUCCCCGAGGUAACGAUGGGGAACUCCGAGAGCCAGUACACCCUCCAGGGCUCUAAAAACCACAGCAAUCCUGUUCCUGGUGCUAAGCAGAAGCCCUGCUCGCUGAAGAUCCGCAGCCUCCACGCCAAAGACGAGAAGUUGCUGCAUGGGUGGGCCCCCGGAGGCAGCGGCGCCAGCUACAAGUCCAGGUCCCUGGCCCGCAGCUGCCUCUCUCACUUCAAGACCAACCAGCCUUAUGCCUCCAGACUUGGUGCCCCCACCUGCAAAGUGCCCAACGGCCUGGGCUACGCCAAGCACUGGGCCAACACUGCAGGGAAGGACUCCCAGGGCGACCCAGUGGCCUUCCCGGCCGACAGUGGCUUCCACUGCAUUGGCCACCAGCCUGCGGAGAAGCCCCUGGCCUCUCGAGACUGCAAUGGUCACCUCCUCACCUGCUACGGGAAGCGGGAGAUCGAGGCUGCCACCCCACCUGGUGAAGAUCGGAAGAGCCCCAAGGUACUGAUCAAAACCCUGGGAAAGCUGGACGGGUGUCUUAGAGUUGAGUUCCACAAUGGUGCCCACCAGGGCAGAGUGCCUGCGCAGGACACCGGGGAGCCAGUGCAGCUGCUGCGCUACUCACCCACCACCGGGUCGGGUGCCCCCCACGUGCCCUUGUCCCCAGGAAGCCCCGAGGAUCCCCCAGCCGAGCCCUGCCUCUCAACCACGGACUCGUGCCUGCGGUCCAGCAAAGGCAGCUCGCUGAGCUCCGAGUCGUCCUGGUAUGACUCUCCCUGGGGCAUCAUCGGGGACAUGAGUGAGGCAGAGGGUGCCUUCCAGGGCCCCGACACCCCAGACCCCAACCUGCACCCCGGCUUCCCAGCAAGUGAUGCCAAAAAGCCAUUCAGCCAAAGUGCGUCCCUGUCCUCGCUGCGAGACCUGUACCGGGACCCCGUGGCCCUGCGGGGCCUCUCAGAGGAGUGCAUCGCCCCCCACGCCAGCCUCAGCACCCGCAGCGCCUUUGCAUCCGACAUGAACGUGCCGUCCCGCGUGGAGCAUGCCAGCCCCUGCCAGUACAGCUCCUUCACACUGCCCUGCCGCAAGUCCAAAGCCUUAACAGAGGACACGUCCAAGAAGGACACCCUGAAAUCCCGCAUGCGGCGCUUCAGCGACUGGACUGGGAGCCUCUCGCGCAAGAAAAGGAAGCUGCAGGAGCCCCGGUCCAAGGAGGGCAGCGACUACUUCGACAGCCGCGCCGAUGGACUGAACACUGUGGACACGCAGGGGCCCUGCCGCAUGUCCGCUUUCCUGUGGUCAGGGGGCUCGUCGCAGAUCCUGCCCCAGAGGAGCGAGUCCACCAGCGCCAUCGGCAGCGACCCCCUGAGGCAGAACAUUUACGAGAACUUCAUGCGGGAGCUGGAAAUGAGCCGGACUCACACGGAGAACGGGGAGACGUCCACAGAGACGGCCGAGUCCAGCAGCGAGUCCCUCAGCUCCCUGGAGCAGCUGGACCUCCUGUUUGAGAAGGAGCAGGGCGUGGUGCGCAAAGCGGGGUGGCUGUUCUUCAAGCCCCUGGUCACUCUGCAGAAGGAGAGGAAGCUGGAGCUGGUGGUGCGGAGGAAGUGGAGGCAGUACUGGGUGACGCUCAAGGGCUGCACGCUGCUGUUUUACGAGACUUACGGGAAGAAUUCCACGGACCAGAGCAGCCCCCCGCGGUGUGCCCUGCUGGCUGAGGACAGCAUCGUGCAGUCUGUCCCCGAGCACCCCAAGAAGGAGAACGUCUUCUGCCUCAGCAACGCCUUUGGCGACGUCUACCUGUUCCAGGCCACGAGCCAGACCGACCUGGAGAACUGGGUCACAGCCAUCCACUCUGCUUGCGCGUCCCUGUUCGCCAAGAGGCACGGGAAGGAGGACACGGUGCGGCUGCUGAGGAGCCAGACGCGCAGCCUGCUGCAGAAGGUCGACAUGGACAGCAAGAUGAAGAAGAUGGCCGAGCUGCAGCUGUCGCUGGUCAGCGACCCCAAGAACAGGAAGGCCAUCGAGAACCAGAUCCAGCAGUGGGAGCAGAACCUGGAGAAGUUCCACAUGGACCUGUUCCGGAUACGCUGCUACCUGGCCAGCCUCCAGGGCGGAGAGUUGCCAAACCCCAAGAGUCUCCUGGCCACCACCAGUCGUCCGUCCAAGCUGGCCCUGGGCAGGCUGGGCGUCUUGUCCGUGUCCUCCUUCCACGCACUGGUGUGCUCUAGAGAUGACUCUGCGCUCCGGAAGAGAACACUCUCACUGACCCAGCGCGGGAGGCACAAGAAGAGCCUAUUCUCCUCUUUGAAAGGGCUGGACACGCUGGCGAGGAAAGCCAAGGAAAAGAGACCUUCCCUCACACAGCCUGAAGACCUUCUGCCCAGGUGUGCUUCAGCUGCAGAUGGUGGCCGCCGAGACAGCUCCUGGGAAACACUGGCGCAGGUCCACUUCCCCGACCACCAAGCCGUCACCGUGGGCAUCAAGCCAGAGCACAGUGUACAAGAUGUUCUGUCUCUGGCCUGCAAGCUGCGGCAGCUGGAGCCCAGCCACUACGGCCUACAGCUCCGGAGACUGGCAGAUGAGAGCAGCGACCGCUACGUCCCGGGUCCAUCGGAGUCCAUGCAGGACCAGGUGUACGAUGUGCUCGAGGUCUUCCCCCUCCCUGUGUGUGACAUUCAGCUCACCAAGGCCAGCAGCCUCUCCGACUUUGGGUUCGCCGUCACCGCCCAGGUGGAUGAACGCCAGCACCUCAGCCGGAUAUUCAUAAGCGACGUCCUCCCGGAUGGCCUGGCCUAUGGGGAAGGCCUGCGAAAGGGCAGUGAGAUCGUGACCCUAAAUGGAGAAGCGGUGGUCGAUCUGGACCUGAAGCAGAUGGAAGCCCUGUUUUCUGAGAAGUCCGUGGGCCUCACGCUGCUGGCGCGGCCUCUGGACACCACCGGAACCGUGGCCACUUCCUGCUCAGACAGCGAGCCGCUCUCGUCGGGCCAGCAGAGUCCGCUGCCCCCCUCGAACCAGUCUCAGCUCCUGGAGGAGUUCCUGGACAACUUCAGGAAGAGCCCGCCCAACGAUUUCAGCAAUGUCCCGGACAUCCCCACGGGUCUGAAGAGGAGCCAGACGGAUGGCACCCUGGACCAGGUUCCGCACAGGGAGAAGAUGGAGCAGACCUUCAGGAGCACUGAGCAGAUCGCCGCCCUGUGCAGGAGCUUCACUGAGCCCCAGAUGGAGAAAGCGGGGCAGAGCCGCGACCCCCCACCUCGGCCACUGGCCCGUCACCUCUCCGACGCCGACCGUCUCCGCAAAGUCAUCCAGGAGCUGGUGGACACGGAGAAGUCUUAUGUGAAGGACCUGAGCUGUCUCUUUGAAUUAUAUUUGGAGCCACUUCAAAACGAGACCUUUCUUACACAAGACGAGAUGGAGUCGCUCUUUGGGAGCCUGCCCGAGAUGCUGGAGUUCCAGAAGGUCUUUCUGGAGACGCUGGAGGACGGGAUUUCAGCAUCAUCUGACUUCAACACGCUGGAGACCCCCUCGCAGUUUAGAAAGCUACUGUUUUCCCUUGGAGGCUCCUUCCUGUAUUAUGCCGACCACUUUAAGCUGUACAGCGGGUUCUGCGCUAACCAUAUUAAAGUGCAGAAGGUUCUAGAGCAAGCCAAGACUGACCAGGCCUUCAAGGCCUUUCUGGAAGCCCGGAACCCCACCAAGCAGCACUCAUCCACACUCGAGUCCUACCUGAUCAAGCCCGUGCAGAGGGUGCUCAAGUACCCCCUGCUGCUGAAGGAGCUGGUGUCACUGACCGACCACGAGAGCGAGGAGCACUACCACCUCACCGAAGCACUGAAGGCAAUGGAAAAAGUUGCAAGCCACAUCAAUGAGAUGCAGAAGAUCUACGAGGACUACGGGACCGUGUUUGACCAGCUGGUAGCAGAGCAGAGUGGGACAAAGGAGGUGACGGAGCUUUCCAUGGGGGAGCUGCUGGUGCACUCCUCAGUGUCCUGGCUGAACCCAUUUCUGUCUCUCGGAAAAGCCAGGAAGGACCUGGAGCUCACCGUGUUUGUCUUUAAGCGAGCUGUCAUCCUGGUGUAUAAAGAAAACUGCAAGCUGAAAAAGAAGCUGCCCUCCAACUCCCGGCCUGCACACGGCUCUGCUGACUUGGACCCCUUCAAAUUCCGCUGGCUGAUCCCCAUAUCGGCGCUUCAAGUCAGGCUGGGGAACACAGCAGGGACGGAGAACAAUUCCCUUUGGGAGCUGAUCCACACCAAGUCGGAAGUAGAGGGGCGGCCAGAAACCACCUUCCAGCUGUGCUGCAGUGACUGUGAGAGCAAGACCAGCAUGGUGAAGGUGAUCCGGUCCAUCCUGCGGGAGAACUUCCGGCGCCACAUCAAGUGUGACCUUCCCCUGGAGAAGGGCUGCAAGGACCGCCUGGUGCCGCUGAAGAACCGGGUGCCGGUUUCAGCCAAAUUAGCGUCAUCCAGAUCCUUGAGAGUGCUCAAGAACUCCUCCAGCAGCGAGUGUCCGGGCGAGCCGGGCAAGGGCACAUCGCUGGACUCGGACGAGGGCAGCAGCACGCAGAGCAGUGGCUGCCAGACGGCCGAGAGCAGGCAGGACUCCCAGAGCACGUCGCCGGCCAAGUACCCUCCCCCGAGCUUGUCGGAGCUUUCCGACAGUCUCAUCAAAGAGAGCGACAUUCUGAGUGACGAUGACGACGAGGAGCGUGACUACCCCUCCACCCUGAAGCCGGGCAGCCCAACCAAGGACAUCGAGAUUCAGUUCCAGAGACUGAGCAUCUCUGAGGAAUCCAAUGCCCACCCGGCAGGGCCGCUGCCUGGCACCCCGGGGCCCGAGGGCCAGGAGGGAGGAGAGCACCCCAAGCUGGUCCGGGGGCACUUCUGCGCCAUCAAACGCAAAGCCAACAGCACCAAGAGGGAGCGGGGCACAUUGCUGAAGUCUCAGUUCCACCACCAGUCCCUUGACAGUCAGUCUGAAGGCUCUCACGUGGACUUCAACGCCGUGCUGGAGCGAGAGUUCAGGGUGCAGACGCUGGCAUCGGUGGUCAAUGAGGAGUGCUUUUACGAAGCGGAGAGUCAUGGGAAAGCGUAGAGCCGCCUGGGUCCGCAUGUCCUCUUGAACUGGCGGCAAGGUGGCCACUGCCCAGGAUCCACUCCUGGGUUUGGGGCAGUGUGCGCUUCCCCACACCGUUGUCAUUGUAAAGAUUUAAGUUAUUUUAAUUUAUUAUGGAGCAGGAAACAAAAUGAAACUGGUCGGAAUCUCUACACGAGCUAGUUUAUAUCCUUUUUGAGCAGGUAUCAAAAUGAUUUUGAAUCCUUAAAAUAAAAUUGCAUUCUAAUUAUUUUAA